AAGAACACCCUUACCCUCAAAUACAGUCCCUCUUCCCCCACCUCCUCCGCCAAUGCCAAAUGCUAACCCUAUACUACCUACUAGCAGUGAUGCUGGUCGUAAUAGUCUUAUGGCAGCCAUUCGAUCCACAGGAGGAUUUGGUUCAUUAAAAAAGAGUGGAACACUCAAGAAUGUGUCUCCAAAUGAAAAGAAUGGCUUACAAAAAAGCACUCAUAAAUUCAAUGGCGGUAAUGAUAUGGCAUCUAGUCUGGCAGCUGUUUUAAAUCAACGAAAGACAGCUAUGCAGAGCGAUGAUGAAAAUGAAGAUGAUGAUGAUGAUUGGAAAUAAAGGAACAAGAACAUAUUUGACUGCUAAAAAAUUAUAUAUAAGAUCCGAUU
Molecule: messenger RNA, 378 nt
Organism: Gilbertella persicaria
Lineage: Eukaryota; Fungi; Mucoromycota; Mucoromycetes; Mucorales; Choanephoraceae
Exons: 1
Coding region: 53-328 (91 amino acids)
Molecular function (GO): actin binding
Source: RefSeq, a predicted model, not a curated record